Leucoraja erinaceus (little skate) is the source of this 3268-nucleotide messenger RNA. RefSeq names its product shisa family member 10, tandem duplicate 1 (gene shisa10.1). Bases 246 to 812 code for a protein of 188 amino acids. The transcript has 4 exons. NCBI's taxonomy places the organism in Eukaryota, Metazoa, Chordata, Chondrichthyes, Rajiformes, Rajidae. The record is from RefSeq and is a predicted model, not a curated record.
GCGGGGAUCUUGUGUCUGUGCUGCUGUUAAUGCAGAAGGGCGCUGUGAAUGCACAUUGAUAUUAAGGGCAAAUGUCCUGGGCAAAUCUAUGAUUAACAAGAGAGGGCCUUGUGCGAAUUACUGAUGGUUCCUCUUUGUAACAAGCUUUGUGUGAUCUCGGAGAGCCCCGAUCAUCAGUUGUGAGUGAACACAAAAGGAUUUCCAGAUCAUCUGCCGGGCUUGAUUUCUUUCAAACUUGAAUCAAGAUGAGCGUUAACUUUAGUUCGUUUGUGGCGAUUGGAGUGAGCUUCUUCGGGAUAUUCCUUUUCUCGCUUGUACUGUGCCUGUGCUGCCCCUGCUGCCUACUCUACAAACUCGCACGCAGAGGUCGUCAGCCUGUUGUUACAAGUUCCACCACGACCACAGUGGUGCAGCAGGCAUACCCGCAGCAUCAACCGGUACCGGCACAAGGAUUCGUCCCGUACCAGGGGUACAGCGCUAUGCCAGUGCAGCCGGGACCCGCUGCAGGCGUUCCCUACCCCGCAGGUGCUGCCUAUCCACCGCCAUAUCCAACCCCGUACUCCGGGCAACCCCCUUCGUAUCAAGACACUGUGGCAACCGGUGCAGGCGCACCUUAUCCCGUCGCCCAGCCAGUGUACAACCCAGGCGUGCAGCCAGCGUACAACCCCGCAGCACAGCCAGCGUACAACCCAGCAGCGCAACCUCCGUACAACCCCGCCGCGCAAGCUCCGUACCACCCAUCCGCUCCGUACAACCCAUCCGCACAGCCACCUUACAACCCCUCCUACGGACCUCCGGAGAAGCCACACUAAUGACCAGUGCAUUUACUGAGUUACUGAACUCUGUCACUAUUUUGUACGAGUUUAAUGCUGGAGAUGGAUUACGUUGUAAACCUUUCAUGUGUUAACUGAAGUUACUUAUGUUUAAAAGAGUUUAUUUCCCAGACCUCACCACUUCCUCAUUUUUAAGUCCUUUAUUAAGAAGAUGUGAAGUCAUUUUUAAGUGCAAAUCUUACGUUUGAUUAUCUUGUAUUUUCAAUUUUUUUUGGUUAAUCUGGAAGCAGCAUAGCUUUAUAUUAUAUUGAAUAAAAUAAAAGAUGCUUUACUUUCUCUUGCAUUGGUAAAAUAGGUCUUUUGAUAUCUGCCUAAGUUCCCCUUCUGUGAAGGCUACCACUGUCACCGCUUGCCAUUAAUGAAAGGUUAUCCAUUUCCACGUGUGUCUCCCCUCGAACCACUUAUGCAUCCGUUUUCUAAAAGGGAAAAUGAUUCUGUCCAGUUUUUGCUGUUCCUUAUUUGAGUUAGUCAUCGGGAAGCUGAAAGCUGGUACAAGCUGUGGGCCUGGAGUUGUCUCUGUAAACCAUUUCUUCCCCUGAUGUCAACACCAUUUGGGCAGUUCUGUUUUUAUACGAAACACAGUGGAAGAGAAGCUGAAUCCAUGAAAAUGUCCUUUUCUCCCCUCCCCCCAAUAUCUCCCCAAUCUUCAGGCUAACACCGUGUUUUAAUCAAGGAUUGGGAUUUAUCUGUGAGCUUCUCUGCUUAUCCCAUCACUGGGUCGUGGGUAGUAACGGCUGAUUGUCCACCCAGGCAAAAUGAUUCCAAACAUCUGGGCCAAAGUGUCCUGGGGUUGUGCAGAAGUGACCCACUGGCCUCGCAAUGCCAGAAACCCGCUUUCAACCCUGACCUUGAGUGCUGCCUGUGUGGAGUCUGCAGGUCCUCCCUGUGACUGCAUGGGAUACCUCCCUGUGCUCUGGUUUCCUCCCACGUCCCAAUGACAUGUUGGUUGGUAAGCUAAAUGGCCGCUCUAUAAGUUGUCCUCGUGAGUAGGUGAGUUGUAGAAUUGGGAGGGGGGGGUUUGAUAAGAAUCUCGGGCGAAUAAAUAUUGCAAUUAGUGUAAAUGAGCAUUGAAGGUCGGCGUGGACUCAAUGGUCCAAAGGGCCUUUUUAAUAUCUCUCUCUAUGACUCUGCCAAGGCACAUAUAGGCAUAGUGCUAUUGGCUGAAUAUUAUGAAGGUAAAAAACUUACUGUGGUUCAUAUAGUAUCUGUUGCAUCGCCCAGCGCAGUGGGAUGAAUAGUGCCAAGUUUUUAGUCUAGUUUCUUCAACCCGUGGAGUAGGGUGAAAUUAAAAGGUCAUGGCAGCAAAGAUUCACUAGGAUGGUGGGUUUGAGUAAUAAGAAGAGAGAAGCCGACUGGGACGGUAUUUUCUGGAAUUUAGGAGAUUUUGUGGAAAAUUUACAUUCUUAAGUGAGUUUGCUGUACCUCUCUUGGACUCUCUGACUUGGCAAGCUGCAUGCUCUAUUUCAGGAACAAGGAGUGUUCCUAUUUUAAGGACUGUGAUGAAGAGAAUUUGGCCAUCCGGCCCAUUGAGUCUACUCUGCCAUUCAAUCAUGGCCGAUCUCUGCAUAGUAAUCCCAUUUUCCUGCCUUCUCCCCAUAGCCCUUGACACCCGCUCUAAUCAAGAAUUUGUCUAUCUGGGCCUUAAACAUAUCACUGGCCAUCUUAACACCCCCCCACCCCACUUGAGAAUAUAGGAACAUUAGAAAUUCGAACUGCAACAGGCCAUCCUGCCCUUCGAGGCUGUUCCUUUAUUAUUUAAGAUCACAGUUGAUUAUUCACCGUGGUGACAUCCCAAAAUUAUCCCCCUUACCCCCCCCCCCCCCCUAUCAACAAGCAGAAAUUCAUCAUUGUGCUUUGAGGGACUACGUGACUGAACCUCCAGUCAUUUGGGGUGGGGAAUCCCAGAUGUUUACCAUUGCCGGAUGGCCUAAUUCUACUCCUAUAACUGGUGAGAUCAAAGAGAAUUGGAGCAAAAAGGAUCAUUGUGAAUCAAUGGGAACAGCAUUAAUUAUUGUCACCAUUCAUGUCUUUUAUAUUCUUGUUAUAAAGCAGAAUGCUUGAGGUUUUUGCUGCUGUGUUUAUGUGAAUGAAUGGAGCUGCUUCAGUCAAGUCAGUUUGGAGACUGAGAAACAAUGUCGUAAAGAAGUUGUGUGCCGUACAUAUACAGGGGAAUCAUGCCAUUGUCUUGUUUACGCUGUCACUUGAAAUAACCUUUUUCCUUUGCCCAACUUUAACCAAAGACUUUUAUCUUUGUGCUCUGUAAUAACAUUUUAGCUAUUGUCUGAGGGCUUUUUGUGGUUCAGUUCAUUGAAUCGAGAUUUGUAUAUCAUCAGGAUUAUCAAAGUAAUUCAGAAGCCGUAUUGUUGGAAAAAUGUUCAUUACAUGUUCAAGUACUAGAAAUUGUACUGUAAAAUAAAAUGCAUGCAAUAUCAAAA